Molecule: messenger RNA, 1361 nt
Organism: Cervus elaphus (red deer)
Lineage: Eukaryota; Metazoa; Chordata; Mammalia; Artiodactyla; Cervidae
Product: F-box only protein 27-like
Exons: 6
Coding region: 1-906 (301 amino acids)
Biological process (GO): glycoprotein catabolic process; SCF-dependent proteasomal ubiquitin-dependent protein catabolic process
Cellular component (GO): cytoplasm; SCF ubiquitin ligase complex
Molecular function (GO): ubiquitin protein ligase activity; protein binding
Source: RefSeq, a predicted model, not a curated record
AUGUUUCUUCUCCUAGAAGCAGCCGCAGCCGCGGGGCCUGGCGAGGAGACCACGAGGGCCUCAGCCUCCCGGGGCCUGCCCGCCUGUACUCCCGCUUCCGACCCCGAGCCCGAGCCCGAGCCCGAGCCCGAGGAGGCGCCCGGCUUAAGCCAAUUGCCCAUCGAGAUGCUCCUGGAAGUGCUGAGCUACCUGCCCGCCAGCGUGCUGCUCGGCCAAUGCCGCCACGUGUGCCGCUACUGGCGCUCCCUGGUGGACACCCGGGCCGUGUGGCUGAGCAUCUUGCCCUACAGCCACGCCAAGCUGUGGCCCGUCUUCCGCACCUGCCUGCCCCCAGACGACGAUGACGACCCCAGGCCCUGCGUCCUGGGCCGCUUCUGCGAGCGCAGACCUUUAGGACGCAAUCUCUACCCGAACCCCCGUGGCAUAGACGCCUUCCUGCCUUGGAGGACAGUCAACUGUAGAAGCUGGAGAGAGGAGGAAAGCUGGGAGGAAGACCGCAGGCUAGUUCCCGAGGACUCUUUCCGGGCUUUCUACAGGUGGUGUUACAAGAAGCAAGUGUUGGACCUGGAGAAGGAGGGUCUAUGGCCGGAACUCUUGGAUAGUGGAAAGAUUGAGAUUUGUGUCUCUGCCUGGUGGGCAGACCAAGAAGCCUUGGUCUGUCUGUAUGAGCUAAUUGUGCGACUUCUAGAUGCCAAGCAGGCCAAGCUACAUCAUUUCUCUCCUAGUCCAAUCCAUCAAGGUAGAACCAGUAUCCCUUUUAAGACCAACCACGUGUUCUCCAACCUCAAGAAGGGCGUCCGCUUUGUGUCUCUGGAACACUGGAUUUGGGACAUGGGGUUCCUGCCUGAGGACUAUGGAAUCACUGUGCCCAAGGCCAGUGUGAUUGUACGGGUCUGUCAACUCUAGUGGAGGACUGUACUUGUUAAACCACCUACCGUGCCUUCCAGACCAUUGGCUGGGCCACCUCAAUAAUCAACGGCUUGUAGUUCCUGGCAUCCUGGGAUCUCCUGGGUCCAAUCAGGGGUUCUACCGGGCCCUGUCUUUAAAUUCUACGAGAAGCUAUGAGAAGAACGCUUUUACAUCAGGUCUACUGGCUGCUGCUGCUCUAACACAGCCCCUGUUCUACGGAGUGGAGACACACGGGUGAACACCGGGAAAUGGUGAGAGGGCUUCAUUGGUCACUUCCAAGAAGCCCUCGCCUCACCUCUGAACUAGAAGCUCAAUCCCCGUGGCUGAGUAAUUCCAGCCCCUAAACUGUGAUUUCAAACCUGGGACCAAGACUCAAGAGCUGAAAGUAAAACUAGCUCAAAAAAUGUUGUGGAGGCAGAGGGUUCUGCCCACCCUGUGAGCAAUGAAUUGGU